Amborella trichopoda is the source of this 2354-nucleotide messenger RNA. RefSeq names its product Tetratricopeptide repeat (TPR)-like superfamily protein (gene PGN). The record is from RefSeq and is a predicted model, not a curated record. Gene Ontology annotation, molecular function: RNA binding; protein binding. Lineage: Eukaryota; Viridiplantae; Streptophyta; Magnoliopsida; Amborellales; Amborellaceae. Gene Ontology annotation, biological process: RNA modification.
CUCUCUCUCUCUCUCUCUCUCUCUCUCUCUUCACCCUUCCUCUUUCCAGCCUCGAUGUCCAAUGCUUUCUUCUUCCGUUUGUUUAUAAUUUUCUCCUGUUUGUCAUGGUCUACUAUUUUCUUCAAUAGCGUGUUCUUAUCUCGGGACACUUUCUCAAUGAGUAAAACGGUAGUAGGCACAAGAGAGGAUAACUUAGAUUUUUAAUCUCGGGACAUUGUUUUCAUGCACCAUAAAUAUAGGAAGAGGGGUAAACACACUGUCCCAUGCAAAUGACUACAUGUUUCUCAAAGCCACCACAAUCGUCCUUCAUUCUCUACACUCUCUUCAUUCUCCCAGUUCUCUCUCCACUAAGAUGCUCUCACUCUUUUGCAAAUCUGGUCGCUUGAAUGAAGCAAGACAAGUGUUCGAUGAAAUGGCUGAAAGAGAUGUGAUUGCAUGGACAAUCAUGAUCACCGGAUACACGUUCCAAGGCCUUUACUUCGAAGCAUUAUCCUUAUUUCACAAAAUGCAACUCUUAGGAACCAAACCCAAUUCUUUUACCAUCUCCUCCUCCCUGAAGGCAUGCUCAGCGCUUGGAUCUUAUUCCCAAGGCACCCAAAUUCAUUGUCUCUCAAUCAAGUUUGGAUAUGAGGAUUCAUACACAGAAAAUGCAUUGUUAGACAUGUAUAUUAAGUGUAACAGAUUUCAUGAAUCUAAAUCAUUGUUUUCUUAUAUGAAAUGGACAAAUGUGAUUUCUUGGACCACAAUGAUCUCGGGGUGUACUCAGAGAGGGCUCCAUAGAGAGGCCAUUGGGCUCUUUCUUGAAAUGAGACAAGAUAGCACCAAUGUAGACUCGUUCGUCUGCUCAGCCACCCUUGUUGCUUGUGGUUCACUGGGUUCUUUGAUCUUAGGCACAAUGAUCCAUGCAUUAGUGAUAAAAUGUGGGGUUGGUUCAAGUUUAAUCUUGGCUAACUCAAUUGUGGAUAUGUAUGCCAAGUGUUGGAACAUGAUUGAAGCACACCGGCUUUUUGAUGAGAUGCCUCGAAGAGAUCUUGUCUCAUGGAAUACCAUGAUCUCGGGAUAUGAGAGAAUUGGGUCCAUAGAGUCUUUGAAAAUGUUCAAGCUUAUGGGAAUUGGCAAUCUUAAACCCGACUCUUACACAUUUACAAGUGUUAUCUCUUUCUGUGGAACCCAAUCUGUUCUCAAGUGUGGAGAACAGGUUCAUGCAUGCAUAAUUCAGAAGGGUUUAGGAAAUUGCAUUGCUCUAAGUAACACACUUGUAGAUAUGUACGCCAAGUGCGGGAGCAUCCCUUUCUCGAGGAAGAUUUUCGAUGAGAUGUUAGAGCGAGACUUUGUCUCGUGGACCUCAAUGAUGAUUGCUUAUGGAAAGCAUGGUUAUGGGAAUGAAGCACUAGAAAUGUUUGAUAAGAUGAUAAUAGAGAGGGUACAGCCUGAUGGUGUUGCUUUUUUGGGUGUUCUCUCUGCAUGCAGUCAUGCUGGGCUUCUAGAUGAGGGGCAUCGAAUGUUCCAAUCAAUGAGCUCAAUUUACUUGAUUGCUCCGAGGAAAGAGCACUAUGCGUGUGUAGUUGAUAUGCUGGGAAGAGCUGGGAAGCUUUUGGAAGCCUUGGAAAUGAUAGAGAAGAUGCCUUUUGAAGCAGAUGAAUCAGUGUGGGGUGCCCUCCUUGGAGCUUGUAGAGUGCAUGGUGAUUUGAAACUUGGGGCCUUGGCCGCUAGAAAGAUGUUGGGCUUGAGAGAGGGAAGUGUAUCCGCAUAUGUCUCAUUGUCAAAUAUUUAUGCAGCUGAGGGAGAUUGGGAUAAGUUUGCAAAAACAAGGAGGGUUAUGAAGGAAAUGGGUGAUACAAAAGAGAUAGGAAGGAGCUGGAUUGAGGUGAGGAAUCAGGUAUUUGAUUUUGUGGUGGGCGAUGAGGGAUCUUGUAAGGAGAUGAGGUCCAUGUACGAAAAUUUGAGGAGUUUGGGGAGGCAUAUGAGAGAAGAUGGUCAUGAGCCUGAUUUGACAUGCCUGCCUCAUGAUUGAGAUACUGGUGUAUAGAAUUUGGACAAGAGAAAGACGGGUUUGUUUUUAAUCUGUUAAACUGUAUGUAUUCAUAAGGGAAUAAGAAAAGUACAAGAAUCGAAUGACACUCCAAAAAAGGGCCACCCAUGAAGAGGGCGCUCUCAAAGCCCAUUAGGGCCCAAGAAAAGAAGGGAACCAGAUGAAUUUUACAAGAAUACACAAAAAGGGUUUGUUGAACAUAAGGGCUAAUAAAAAAAAAGGGUCUAUCCUGGAUUUUACAAGGGGCAGCAAACCUGACCUUACUAUUUUCUCUGAGGAAGCUCAUAUGUCAUGACAUUAUUUAAUGAAGAUCACAUUUGAA